Molecule: messenger RNA, 4743 nt
Organism: Colossoma macropomum (tambaqui)
Lineage: Eukaryota; Metazoa; Chordata; Actinopteri; Characiformes; Serrasalmidae
Gene: cep135
Product: centrosomal protein 135
Exons: 27
Coding region: 449-3964 (1171 amino acids)
Source: RefSeq, a predicted model, not a curated record
CGGACAGUCUACACGGAGUGAGGAGGAAACCAACCACUACGGCACAGAUUAGCCAGCUAACUAGAAAACUACGUGUGUUUACUAGCCUAGUGUGGUUAGCUAGUUUUGAGAAGACCGUUUUAAAUUCACAUUCACAGCGUUAGAUAUUUCGCUGAGUAUUUCUCCAGAGAAUGUCUGUCUGUCCGUGUUGUGCUGGUUGCUGUGACGUUAAGUCACUGUAAACAGCCGAGCUAAGAGGCUAAUGGUAAUGACUGCUUUGACUAACGUUAGCUGUGCGGCCGGCUUGUGGUCUGUGUAGCUGCUCUGCUGGCACAUAACCGUAGUUACGCUGUAUACGGACACGACAACGAAUGCAAGCUGUUGGACACCUGGUUCCUGUCAGCACUGUUGUGAACAAUUCGGACUCAGUAACCUUUUCCAGAAUGAGAGCUUUGUCCAGAGUGCAACCAUGAGUACUAAUGCGGAGAGAAAAUUUAUUAAUCUGCGAAAGCGUCUGGAUCAGCUGGGUUACAGGCAGCCGUUAGGCAUCGAGUCGUUGCCGCUGGUUGAAAAACUUUUUAGUGAUCUAGUCCACACCACUGAAAGUCUUCGGAAUGCCAAACUAUCAGCUGGGAAGACAGAGAAGGAGAGUCGGAAUCUUGAUGCUCUGUUGGAGCCAUAUAAGACGGAGAACGCUCGGCUGGUCCGAGAGAAUAAUGAGCUGCACUUGGGACUUCUCAAGCUGAAGGAAGACAAGGAUCGGACAACUAGAGAGCUGAAGGCUUACAUCAGGAAACUGGACCACGAGACAUCAGACCUAAAAUUCCUCAACAAUCAGUAUGUACACAAAGUUCGUGCCCUGGAGAAAGACAGCAAAGCCAAAAGUGAACGCAUCCAACAGCUACAAGAGAAGAACAUGCAAGCUGUAGUGCAGACACCAGGAGGAAAGAAAAGGCCAAUUCCUUUCAGACGCCAACGGAUGCAAAUAGAUGAUCUCCUCCCCCCCUCCCUUGGCCCCACCCCUCCAGCUGUGGCUCAGCCGGAUGACCCAUACAUUGCCGACCUCCUCCAGGUGGCUGAUGACAGGAUUCAGGAGCUGCAGCAAGAGGUGACGGCAGUGAAGUUGGAUCUUGAGAGAGCCCAGGGUGGAAUCAAACACCUCAACACACAGGUGGAGGAGCGAGAUAAAGAGAUUGAGCGUCUGAAUCGGGCUCUGGAUGGAGGUCGACCGUAUGAUGUCAUCUCUCUGGAGGCUCAAAACAUCAGUAGUGAAAAGCUCGUUGCUCACCUGAACCUACAGAUUGAGUACUUGCAGGAGACAAACAGGGCUCUGGAGCAGAAGAUAGAGGGACUGCACCACAGGAAGAAGACUGUUUCAAGUGAAAUGGCAGACCUGAGUGCCAGGAAUCAGGAGCUGUGCCACGAGCUCACCCAGAUAGACCAGCUAGCGCAGCAGUUAGAGAAAGACAAAGAGAUGGUGCUGGAGACUGCUGACAUGGAGCUUCAGGAGGCUAAGAAGGAGAUUCAGCGGCUACACAGACAAACGGAGGACCUGGAGGAGGUUAUCUCUAAAUUAAGACGGGACAUGGCAGAAGGUGAUCAUGAGAAGGACCGUCUGCGGGAUCAACUGGCAGAAAUGCAGGAGCAGAACGAUAAAAUGGAGGGAUUGCUGAAUUUCCUGGAGGAGGAAAAGAAGAGGCUACAGGAUAAAGUAGAGAAAAUGACACAAGCUGAUAAGGAAAUGAUUCUGGAGCUAGAGCGCAUGCGUGUUCGGCAUGGAAUGUGUGGCAAAGAGCGCUCCCCAUCUCGACUGGAUGCUUUUGUAAGAAGUUUGGAGGAAGAAAGGGAUCACUACAGACAGGAGGCAGAGAGAUACCGUAAAACAAGGGGAGGAUCAGACAGAAGUCCCAUCCCGAGUCCGUCCAGGGGCAGAAGUCCUAAAGGUCGAGGGAAUUGGCAAGCCUCGAGAGACAGUGCAGAUACUGAGCUGUCACGUGUUGUCAGGGAGAGAGAUGAGCUGCAAGCCAUGCUGCUGGGCUUUGAGAAACACAUGGAGGACAUCCAGACUAAAGUCAAACUGCUGACUGCUGAGAGAGACCAGCUCAGCACUCAGUAUCAACAGGCCCAAGACGAUCUGAAGAGUGUUCGUAGGGAGCUGAUAUUUUCUCCUGAGCUGCAGCAGAGAAUGAGAGAGGAGAGAAAGCAGACAGAUAAUGAACUCCACAAAAUGACCACAGAAAGAGAUUCUCUCCGUGAGAGACUCAAGGUGGCUCAGACUUCAGCUCUGACAGACAGAGAGCAGGAGGAGAUGAGAAUACUGGAGCUGGAGAACACUGUUCAAACGCUGGAAAGAGAGCGAACAGACCUGCGCACUCAGGUAGCUGUAUUGAAGGAAAGCCGUGUGGCUGUUGAAGAGGAGCUGAAGGCUCGCUCAGCAGCUCUACUUCAGACCGCAGAGGAGACGGCACAGCAGAGGGCAGAGAACAGUGCACUUAGGCUGCUGCAGGAGCAGAUGGAGAGGUCGCUCUCUGAUAUUCAGCACAGAUUGUCUGUGAAGACCAGUGAAUUGCAGGCAGCUCACCAACAAAUAGACAAGCUAGAGGACAAAAUAACUGAGCUGAGUAGAAAUGGCUCCUCUCAGAACGAUGAGGUGGUAGCGCUGAAGAAUGCCAUCGCGUCUCUGGACCAUGAGAAGGAUGCUUUGCAAGAGGCAGUGGACCAAAAGACUGAGAGCAUGGUCCUGCUGCAAGACCAACUGUAUAGUAAGGAGAAGACACUGACAGAAGUCAGACUCACAGUUACAGAGAUGGAGAACUCUUUAGACCAGCUGAAAGGGGUGCUGAGCAGUCGUGAGCGGGAGAUUACUAGUCUGCGCAGACAGCUAGACCAAUCGCAUGAGGAGCUUUCAUCAGUCAGCCAUGACCGAGAGAUGGCACUGAGAGAAAACCGACGACUACAGGAUGAUCUGGCCACCAUGACCAGAGAAAACCAGGCAGUGCAUGCAGAGAUGGAAGAGGCUUUGAGAGAGAGGGACGAGCUGAAGAUGAGAGUUCACUCCUACAUCUCUGAGGUGGCCAAGAUAGAAAAAAUGAUGGCAGCUAAGGAACAGGAGAACAGGGAGAUGUUGGAGCGCUUUCGCAUGGCGCACUCGGACGCUGAGGAGCGUGAACUGAAACUGCAGCAGGCUGAGGGCCUCAACAACUCUAUCAAACUGGAGCUGCUGUCCUCUGACACAGAGCGCAGACACCUCAGAGAAAGAGUUUCGCUGCAGGAGCGAGAGAUACAGGAGCACAUGAAUGCGCUGCAGGCCUAUGAGGCUCAGGUAUCCUCACUGGCACGGACAAUGUCUCGGUUGGAGGAGGAACUGCAGACAGCUCGGGUGGAGAAAACCUCAGUGUUAGCUGAUCUUGCCUCUGUGCGAGAGCUCUGCGUCAAACUGGACUCCAGCAAAGAGCUGAUUUCACGGCAGCUAACUGCCAAGAGCAUGGAACUAGAGAGGGUGACUGGUGAGCUGGAGGAUGUGCGGUCAGAGACAGAGCUUUUGAAGAAACAGCUGGCCAGUGAGAAGGCGACUGUGCGGAAUCUCGAGACGCUGUUGUCCACGAACCGGCAGAAAGAGUUCCAGAGCCACCUCAGCGCAAGCGAGAAGGAAUCAGAACUGAAAGUGCUCAAAGACCGCCUGGCCCUUGCAGACAGCAAAACGGCGAGUCAUGCUAGAGAAGUUUCUCAGCUGCGAGGAAAAGUCUCUCAGCUCCAGACAGAGAUGGAUGUGCUGAAGAGGCAGCUGACAACGGAACGCUUUGAGAGGGAGAGAGCAGUCCAGGAGAUGCGCAGACAGGGUGUUUCUUUCUCUUCGCUGCGUAGCUCUUCACCCCUCAGUGCCUCUCUCAGUCCCCGCCCACUUUCCCCUGAACGGUCUAUCCUGCGCACACCAGAGCGCUUAAUAGACAAAUCAUCAGAAAAAAGUGUGAGCUUUAAGGACUAGAGAAGAAAUAAGGCUGGAAGAACUGAGGAAGUUGGACGUCUGUGGCAGUUCUUGCCAGAAAAGCUUACGGUUGGCAGUCCCUCUCAUCUCAAAUGAUAUGUAUACUUCUGUAUGAGAGUUCAUUUUCAGUAUUUUGUACCUGAAUCUGUUGUCUUCAAUUCUCAGUGGCACAGCUAAAUUAGCUUUAUUAACCCACAUAACACUGCUUUUGCCUCAAGGUAGGCACUCCCAUACAUUCUGACUUGGACAAAAAUCAAAACAGAAGUCUUUCUCACUAUCUAGAAGGUUCCACCCUUCACCCUUUGAAAAUACACCAUUUCUUCACAGGGACAAGUGUGAUCAUGCCACCAAAGCCAAACAGAAAAGCACAUUGUUUAUGUAAUAAUGAUUUUCUUAAUAACUUGAAGGAAAUUAAUUCUGUGUUGUGUGUCAGAUAUGAAUAUUUUUAUGUUUAUUAAUUUAUGUAUUUUUGUACUUUGUAUAGGGAAAACAAGGCAUUUUUUUUAGCAUUUGUAGCAUUUAUCUCCUGUGACGUUUUUUAAAAUUGCAGUAUUUUUAUAUGAAGUGUUACUUUUAGAGAUGCUCGAGCGCUUUUAAAGGAACUGGCUGUGAAAGUGACCAAACAAUACUGUGAAAAUGGGAUAUGACCAUUGUACUCAGGUCUGUCAAUGUUACACAGAGAAGCCACUGCUCUGAACAUCCAAACAUGUUAAUAAUGUUCCAUGUCUGUGUUGUGCGUUCCACAUGAUGUGUUGUUUACUUGAAUUAUUAACUUAUUC